AUGCAGAACAAGUCGAACUGUGAGAAGAACGUACCACUGGAGGAGUUACACUUCGGAGGAGUGCAUGGCGAAAUGUAUACACCUCAGGUAGAGUUUCCCCCAAAUCAGUUGGGUGGUGACUCAGAAGACGGUUCAAGCAACCGUGCAAGAACCAACCGAGUAGACGCACUGCAAAUGAUCAAGACGAAUGAGGUAAGUCUGUUCGAAUCGCAAAACGAUACAAUGAGUAACAAGCUGAAGAAUCUACACAUACUAGGUGACCAUGCAGGAGUGGGGGUAACCGAAAUGGACAGACCUAAUUCAAUUGAAGUGACGCAGGAUAGAAUUGUGAACCCAUAUCCGGCAGGGGGUAUACAUAGUAACAUUCUGAACUUAUACAAUGGAGAGUACAGAACGGGUGAACUACCCAGCGGGGUGACUUCACUACAGAUGCUGGAGGGAGAGGCCCACGCGGAAGACACACUAGUGCUUAACAAAAGGGAUGAACCAAUUAACCAACUUGAUUCUUGGGGGGAUUACAACUUUUUCAAUAGUGGCAUGCCCCACCAGGGACAUAUCGAGACGGCCUUCUGUUUAGGAAAAGGAGACACCAAUUUCUUUGCGCGUGUCACUGGUAGGGAUACGCCUCCGGGGGAGUACCCUAUGCGUGACGUCCCUUCCAUGGGGAUUCCAAACAGAGGUGAAGAAACCACACUUAACAAUAUACACAAAAGAGAGUGCUCCUUUGAUACAUGGGAAAGGUCCCCUCCUGAUGAGUUCGACAUUUGGGGUUACCACUACAUCGGUGGGGGGGGUACCCAUGUGAAAAGUCCCUUACUGAAUGAACGAACCCAUUAUUACAACGUGAAGUUCGGUGGGGAGGAUGAGGACGACAUGGGGACAGUCCCAAAAGGGGGAUGCUUCUCCACCUUAACAAACAAGUGUGAUAGAUGUAGCAGUGGAGGGGCACUUCAAGGUGACUGUUCCGAGGAGGGAAGAGAAAAGUUGCUCUCCUUGAACCACUUAAGCAGUUACGAAGAUAAUCCGAUGUUUUAUGAGGAGAGGGAGGAAACCCAGAUGGGGUUGAAUUUGGGUAGGGUGCCAGCUGGACCGAUCGAAUGCCCAACGGAAACAGUGCAGUACCACAAGGGGGAGGAGCAGCCGGAUGACACCAUUCUGCUGAACACGGUGAAUUACCUCCACGGCGGGGAUAAGAACCCGUGUUAUGAAUACGCACCAGUAGGAGGUAACUACAAGGGAGAACCAUUCAUUUUACAGUCUCACGUUUCAGAAAUGGCAAGCACAGACGGAGCUUCAAAGAACACGUUCGACUUCCCACUUGUUGAAGGCAUCCACAUGAACGAUACGAACCUGUUGAAAAGGAAACAAGAAAGCGUGAAGAUGCGUUUGAAGGGGGACCUACAUGAGGAGGGUCACGGUGAUGAUUCCCUACGUAUUAGAACAAGUGGAUUUCCAAACGAACGACUCAAUCGUCUCUGCAUUGGAAACCAAUUGGACAGUCGUCUCGACGGGGGGGAAGUAUCCACAGGAGAGAAGACAUUUUGCAGAAUCAAAACAGAUAGAGGAAGAAACGAGUACCCCCGUGGAGAGAACAAACGUCUUAACCAGAGGGGGGAGGAUAAGCUGGGUCUGCAGAUAUGCGAUCUGUUGGGAUGCACCCCAAGGAUUUCUGCUCUUUACGGGGGAGAUGAGGAAACAGGAGGGGAAGACCCGAAAGGAGAGAACCCACAAAGGAUGGUGGACCAUUUUCCCUUCAUCAGAGGAACAAAGAAAGAAGACAGACUACCCCAUGCCGAUACGUACCAGUUGAAUGAAUUCCUAAUUGUGGACCCCCCCUAUUUUAUUGGAAAUAAGUUGAUAAACCCCACAGAGAAGAACCCACGAAAGCUAAUCCGCUGUGAAGACAUGCACUGGGGAGAGAGUACUUCAGGGAGGGACACACACAAUGCACAGACAAAGAGGAUAAAUGAGAACCAACUCAUAAGGGUAGAAAAUAUGUUUGAGGAGGAUACGGUAGAUGUGGUUAGAAGUAGCGAAGGGGUGGCAGCUCCUAAACUGAUGCUGGGUGAUCAUAAAGGGGGGGACACACACAACAGGGGGGAACUGAACCGCUUGACGUCAAACCGGAGUGAGGAACAUAUAAUGACCCCUCCCUUUGCCACAAACCAUGUGCUGAAGACACACAUAUUUAGAGAUGGUAUGUUGUACGAUCCCAAUGAAGAAGCAACAGUUGGGAAGAGAAGCACCUUCCCUCCGGUCGUUACUUCGGUGGUGCCAAAUCGAGAAGGUUGCCUGGCCAGUCUGGUUAGUAGCAACACAAAGCAGUUCCAAUGCAAAUCUCCAGACCUUUCCAUCGAUCAGAAAAUCAGUACUACACAUAUAGGUAGGGACGCAUCAGGAGGUAACAGAAUGGAAAAGGUCCCCUAUAAGGAAAGUGGACGUUGCACUGAAGAGGAAGAAAGGGGGAUGUUUAAGGACCCUUUUUUAUACACUACUAGGGGGGAGAAUCCAUGGGCAUUCCAGCAGAAGGAAGACAUUUUUACAAACAACAGAACUGAAAUGAACAAAAGCCAGUUGACCUACACGCAGAGGUUAUUUGCUAGCCCGUACCGUCAUGAAGAAAAGGGGACCCUACAAAAUGCGACACUCGGAAAUGCCCGCACUGGAGAUGAUGAACGAAAGGAGAGCCAUAGUGACGGUACUGUGUCCCCCUCCCCGGGGGAUAAACCAUGGGGUAACAAUCCUCUGACCCUUUCCCUCCCCAUUUCGAAGGCAGACAAAGGUUUACACACUACCUGUAACAACAUUAUCAUGGAAAGGGCGAUACCAAGGGCAACCUAUGCUAGAAGAACUACAAACGUGGGAGAAUCAAGAAACGCACUGAAGGAUAGCAAUGUGAAUUUAUUGAAAUGUUUUAGGAUGAAUUUUGAGAGGGGGAGAUCUUCCACCGUUGGAAGUGCUCGUCUUGGGGUGGGUGACUACACUAGGAUGCGUUCAAUUGGUAGGGUCUCUAAUAGGAGGACUCCCCUUCGGGGUGACUUCGCCUUGAGGCCAACGGAUGGGGACGUUACGCAGAAGAGCAACCUGUUCGAGUCCGUCGAUGCGUUCUUCUACAAUUUUAAAAAAAGUGGGGGUUCCUCCGGGGGGGAAUAUGACCAGGUGGAGGGACACACUGUCGGGGGGAAUGCUCCUGCGUGUAGUAGCGUGAAAACGACGACUACGAACACGAACUGCACGCAGGGUUGGACGACGCUAAAGGGGGAGGACAACCACCAUGCGUGUCUGCACGAAAAAGAAGCGAACAAGGAAGAUCAACAUUCCCCAUUGCAUUUCCCCAACGUGGAAGAGGAAAAACUGCCGAAGGAGGAGUUCCCCCCCUUGUACGAAAAAGACGGAGCAGACGCAGAAAAGGAAGAGAAAACCAUUCUAACGAUUCAGUGGAACAUAAAAAAGAUUUCUUUACUCUGUUCGAGCGACAACUACUUCGUUGUAUCUCCUGAGUACAAAACAGAGACGCUGAUCAAUGAGUUUUUUAUUCUCUUAAACAUAAACCAGGACGUUCAAAUUUUGGUGGAGAAUUCCUUUGACCUUCUUUUCUCCUACACAGGAUUCUGUGACAUCCUUUUUUCAGUUACCUGUGGAAAGUACCAGAAGAAGUUUUGCUUCUAUGACUUUUCCACGAUUCCUUGGUUUGGAUUCAACAAAUGGGGGAUUCUAAAAAACUGCAUGGAAAACGACAGCAUAUCUAUCACGGUAGACAUUCACGACAUUCGAAGGAAGGACUCUCUCAGGGACGUCUUCCUCACCAACGUAAUAGCUUCCAUGAGGAGUAACAAUGGAAGUUUUCACUUCAAGGAGGGAACCCCUACUUCGUCUUCCGCAACAGUGGUAGAAGAGAAGAAGCCGUCUUCUUCCUCUAUGAUCGGCACGCCAUCCGCCACAGGUGUUACUAGCUCCUCUUCCUUAGAUGCAGGGCGUCACAAAUGCUUCUUCCCUCAUAGUACACCCAAAAUGAGCGACUCCUACAAUAAAUUGGUCAAUCCUAAUUUUAAGAGGAGACACACAGGAAGCAUGCACACGGCUAGUACGCGCCAAAAUACAAUCCAAUGGCAAAACAGACAAACCAGCGUGAAUAAUUACAACGGAAAAAUCACAAAUCAGCAAAACCACAAAACCAACAGGGAGACCAACACAACGCCAACGGUAACGCAAACACACGGGAAUAAACUCUACAAAGUGACGAAGAAAAAUGUAAACACAGAAAAAACAAUUGAAGUAUGCUCCCCCUUUGAGCGUAAUCAUGGAGGGAACUCCGUUCAACCACAGGGGUGUCAGGAAGGGACCCUCCCCAAAGGAACCCCUGGAAGUGGUGCCAAUGGAUGUGCUAAUCAACCCAUUGCACAGUUGGAAUGUCCACCCCAAAUGAAGAAAAAGGAGAACCCCUUCCGAAAGGACCCCCCCCAAGACGCGUCACAAAAUAAGGAGCUACCCACUAGAGAGGGUAAAUCCGUCCAGGGAGGGGGAUAA
Molecule: messenger RNA, 4527 nt
Organism: Plasmodium coatneyi
Lineage: Eukaryota; Apicomplexa; Aconoidasida; Haemosporida; Plasmodiidae
Exons: 1
Coding region: 1-4527 (1508 amino acids)
Source: RefSeq, a predicted model, not a curated record